Eucalyptus grandis is the source of this 1612-nucleotide messenger RNA. Its product is annotated as receptor homology region, transmembrane domain- and RING domain-containing protein 2. NCBI's taxonomy places the organism in Eukaryota, Viridiplantae, Streptophyta, Magnoliopsida, Myrtales, Myrtaceae. The record is from RefSeq and is a predicted model, not a curated record.
UCAAAUAUUUAUGUUUUUCCCCCCAUUGAAAUUGCAUUGUUCAUACCCAAAAUAGAACAAGAAGAUAGACAUGAAAUUCUUUCCUUUUCCCUCCGGUGCCAUGAAAUGAAGUUGGCGUUGUCUUCAAUCUCGGAAAAAGUUUAAUUUUUUUUCCCCGGUUUGAGAGCAGUUCGAGAGAGAAAGAUUCAAUAUUUUUUCCCUUUUCUACCGAACUCGCAUGGAAGCUGAUGGGAUCGCCCCACCCUCCGUCCGCCGCCUGCCUCCUCCCGGAAAAUUAGGGUUUUUGCAGCUCCGGGUGUUCUCUUCUUUUGGGGUCUCGAUUGAUGAUAACCCAUGGGUAUCCCGAAUCGCCUCAGCGCGCUGGGCGCGCUCCUGUGGAUGGCUUCGUUGGAAUUUAGCUGUGCGACGUCGGCGAGCGUAGUUCUGACCGGCAACAACGUCACCCUGUCCUUCGCCGCCGUCGAGGCCAAUUUCGCUCCGCCGGUUAAAGGUUCUGGGGUUUGUGGCGUGCUGUAUCUUGCGGAUCCAAUUGAUGCGUGCUCUCAAUUGGUGAAUGAGGUCACCCAGUUGCCAAAUGCUAGCUCCCCUUUUGCCCUAAUUGUUAGGGGAGGAUGUGGUUUUGAAGAUAAAGUUAGGACAGCUCAAAAGGCCGGAUUCAAAGCAGCUAUUGUUUAUGACAACAAAGCUGAUGGUGGCUUGGUGCCAAUGGCUGGAAACUCUGCUGGGAUAAAAAUCCAUUCUGUGUUUGUUUCUGAAGUUUCGGGGAAAUUACUUCAAAAUUAUGCUGGUUCAACUAAUGUGGAGCUGUGGAUAAUUCCAAGCUUUGAAGACUCAGCUUCGUCGAUCAUGGCUAUUUCUUUUAUUUCCCUGCUUGCCAUUUCAGCAGUUCUUGCCACGUGCUUCUUUGUACGUAGGCAUCGCAUGAGACGAGAAAGGCUUCGAGCUCCUCGUGUUAGGGAGUUCCAUGGAAUGAGCAGUCGCUUGGUGAAAGCAAUGCCAAGUCUCAUAUUUACUGCUGUUUUAGAGGAUAACUGCACAUCGAGGACAUGUGCGAUAUGCCUUGAAGACUACAAUGUUGGGGAGAAGCUCAGAAUUUUGCCAUGUCAUCACAAGUUUCAUGCAUUAUGUGUCGACUCUUGGCUUACAUGGUGGAGAACUUUCUGCCCAGUUUGCAAGCAUGAUGCGAGAACUAGCACAGGCAAACCCCCGGCUUCUGAGAGCACGCCACUGGUUUCAUCAAGCCCUGCGUCUGUGGCUUCCUCCUCUGCUUUGUCUUCUGCAAGAUCAUCGGUGGCCUCCUCGUCAGCCAUCCAAAUAGCCAGAGCAUCAAAUCCUCCUUCUGCUUCUCGGACUUCAUCUCUCUCAAGCACUUCUUUGCAGCAGUCCCAUAGGUCCUAUGGACAAUCUCCUCCUCUGAGCAGUAGCCGUAGUUCAGAAUCUUCAGAUGAUCUCAGGAAUGCAGCAUCGUCCCGGUCUCGAGGAUCCUACUUGGUUUCUGCCUUCUUGCUGGGUUAUCCCUCUAUAUCACCCGUCAAUUCAACAUUUGGGACUGGAUCUAAAUUUGUAGGUAUUUUUUAGAUAAAAUUAAGCUCAGCACGAGAUUAGAACUGGA